This is a messenger RNA of Paraglomus occultum, 684 nucleotides long. The record is from the annotation of a GenBank genome assembly. NCBI's taxonomy places the organism in Eukaryota, Fungi, Glomeromycota, Glomeromycetes, Paraglomerales, Paraglomeraceae.
AUGAAGCACUCAAUUCUUUUUCUACUCGUUGUCUUGGCUACAAUUUCAGUAAUCAGUGCUACUUCGAUGGAAACAGUUGCUCAAUUUAGACCAUGCAAUCUAUGCAGUCAUUCAAAGGCUCUUAACGUAACGCUGUCACCUUAUACUAUUGUCCCUGGCAAAGCUGUUACUUUUAACAUUUCCGGAACUGCGGCAACUAAAAUUCCUAAAGACUCCACCGUGGAAAUCAAACUUUUCAACGGCGAUGACUUUAAAAAGACGUUCAGUGGAAAUUUUUGUAAACUUUCUAAAUCAAAAUGUCCAGUCAAACAGGGUACUGUGUUUGACUUGUUGCACAAAAUUACGCCGAAAAAAUUGCCAAAGAAGUAUUUCAUUCAGAUCAAAAUAUUGGAUCCUCAAAGAAAACAGCUUAUGUGCUCUACGAACAAACACCGUCUUUUUAAUUCUAACUCUUAUUCUAAUUUUGGUUCUAAUUCUAAUUCUGGUUCUAAAUCUGGUUCUAAAUCUGGUUCUAAUGCUGGUUCUAAUUCUGGUUCUACUUCUGAUUCUAUUUUUGGUUCUAUUUUUGGUUCUCAUUCUGGUUCUAAUUCUGAUUCUAAUUCUGGUCCUAUUUUUGGUUCUCAUUCUGGUUCUAAUUCUGAUUCUAAUUCUCAUUCUGGUUCUAAUUUUGAUUUGAUAUGUUAA